AUGAAAAUGACUGAUCGCCCCCCUUCAGCACCCGCAUUGGAGGAACCCAUUACUCUCGGUAUUCUAAAUGGCAAGGGUUUGAGUAAUGUUCGCAGACGGGGCUCGGAUAAGUCCAACGAGGCUUCGGGACAAUUGUUUUCGGCUUCAACGGAUUCAGAUGCAAGACCGGCUGUCACUCGGCCUCCAACCGCCAAACUUCCCCUACCAACCGAUGUAGCAGAGGGCCAAGCGUCUCUUCGCCAUCCGUUCUCCCAUGUCUACCAUUCCUCGAGUACCUCCAGGUCACCCUCCACCAGGACAUCCUCCAGCUCGCUCCAAGCGUUAAAUGAAGAUGCUGUGGUUGAUGCUCGGUCGGAUGGCCUUUUGUGGCGGCCAUCACUGCCCCGGAGAACGUCGCACCUGUCCCAGUCUGAUACGCAAACCCCCGAAUACCCAGUUUAUCCCGAUCAGUCCUAUGCCGUUCUCCAAUCUCAGGUUCACCCUACCUAUCAGCCUCCACAUCUUCGUUCUCGGAGUUCCUAUCCAUCGCGCGCUGAGGUUCUAACCCGGAUUGCACCGUCGCGGAUCUCUCGAACGGCAGGGAAUACCCCUAUUUCCAGCCCUGGGCUUUUCUCUGUACGCAGCCCACGCUCGACGCCGCCGUUCGGCUCCGAUGACGAAGGUCGUAUGAGCAGUCCGUACCUUCACCCAACACACCUUCAACCACCAAAAGAGACCCACACUGCGGAGGUAGAUCGCGAUCUUGUGACCGGGAACAAAUUGAUCAAUGAAUACGAGAUUCUCAAAGAACUCGGACGUGGCGAGCAUGGAAAAGUGAAACUCGGUCGUCAUGUGGCCACCCGCCAAAAGGUUGCCAUCAAAAUUGUCCAGCGUUAUUCGAAAAGGCGUCGCUUGGGAAAGCUAGGCAACCCCGAAGACAAAGUCAAGAAAGAGGUUGCCAUUCUAAAGAAAGCGCGGCACCCCAAUGUGGUCAGUUUAUUGGAAGUGAUCGACGACCCAAAUCGACAAAAAGUUUAUAUAGUCCUCGAAUACGUCGAGAAUGGCGAAAUCAUAUGGCGGCGUCGAGGCUUACGAGAAAUUGUGCACGUCGAUAAGAACCGGCUUGAGCGUGAGAAAGCAGGAAUCCCCGAUUCGCCGUCGUUUAUGGAGGAGAGUUUGCAUUAUGUCCGAACUGCUCAGCACCUUCGCCAUCAGCGUGAAAAGGCACGCGAGCGCCGUCAAGCGCAGGCAGCAUACGCACAGCAAGGCCCUAUCCCGGCCUGGAGCUUGGAGCAUGGUGCCGAAUCAGACGAGGAGGAAGAGGAAGGGCCUGAGUUGGCGAUUGCCCGUACAUCCAGUCGCUCUAUGAUGAGCCAAGAAGAAUUCCAGGCCUCGCCACCGCACUCCUUCAUGUCGGCUCAUGAAUCAGCCUUGGCUGCGGUGGAAGGCAGCAUGUAUGGUGCCUAUGCCGAUUACAACUCUGAUAGGCGCUUUAGCACCGCUUCCAGCAGUUUUGGAUACGCGCCUUCCGAGCCUGAGUGGUUCUCCGAUGAUGACGACACGUCAUACGUCCCUUGUUUGACCUUUACCGAAGCACGCAAUGCCUUCCGGGAUUCUCUUCUUGGUCUCGAGUACCUACAUUAUCAAGGCAUCAUUCACCGUGACAUAAAACCUGCGAACUUGCUGGUCACGCGCGAUCAUCGCGUGAAAAUAUCGGAUUUCGGCGUUUCUUACUUAGGACGCCCCAUCAGGGACGAGGAAGAAGAGCAGGUCGGAGAGACCGAUGCCACUGAGCUUGACGAUGCCCGAGAGCUAUCCAAAACCGUUGGAACUCCCGCGUUUUACGCACCCGAACUGUGCUAUACGGGUGAAGACUUUGUGGAUACCAUUGGCAAUAUCCCCCAGAUCACCGGUGCUAUCGAUGUCUGGUCACUCGGUGUGACUCUUUACGGCAUGAUUUUUGGGCGCCUGCCAUUUGUCUCGGAUGACGAAUAUAGCAUGUUCCAGACCAUCGUGAAAAAGGAGGUCUUUAUCCCGCGCAAACGCUUAAAGCCCGUUGAGGAUGACCCGGAUACCGUCAGCCAAUGGCCCCGGUGUGCGGACAACAGCAAGCGCAUGGAGCAUGAACUUGUUUACGAAGAAAUCGAUGACGAGCUCUAUGAUCUCUUGAAACGUCUGCUCACCAAGGACCCGAUAAAACGGAUCACCGUGAAAGAAAUCAAGCACCAUCCGUGGAUCUUAAGCGGCUUGCCGAAUCCUCGAGCGUGGGUGGAGGAGACUGAUCCGCACUAUCAAAGCAAAAUUGAGGUGUCCAACGAAGAAGUCACCACUGCCGUCAGCAAGGUUCCUUUCAUCCAACGGGUACGAUCUAACGUUGCCAAAUGGUCCAAUUACCUCACUGGUAGGAGCAAGGAAAAGGAAAAGGACGAUCGGAAGCGUACACCUAGUGCAGCGCCUUCGUUGGAAUCUUCUGUGUCGAGUGGUACCUCCAUUGGAAAGAUUCUUUGGGAUAACCGCCGUGGCAGUUUCAAGGAAGAAGACUUUCUUCGGCCUUCACGCCUGACUAGAGAUGGCGAACAUCCACUGUCGCAAAGCGUCAGCGCAAGUCCCGUGGGACGGGAUGAGCAGACAUCCUACUUCCAGGAUGUACAGUUCGAGACGAUACCAUCGAACGGGCGAACCCCGCGACCAGACCCUCCGGAACGCGCAACAUCAACCUUGUCGACUGCCGAGUCUGCGAAAACGGUCAAGCCGUCCAAUGUUGUCAAAUCCGGGGCCCCAGCACGUGUCGAAACUCCCGGGACCACCAAUGUCAGUGGUCUGUUUGGCGGUGCCAGUCGCAGACUCGCAAGAGGCCUUCAGAGUGGAGAGCGGCGCCUUGACAGACCGUUGUCAGAGGUUGUGUCUCUUGAUGGCGACCGCCACUCUGAGCCCAGUCUGGCUCUGAGCGUUGCCUCUGCAGUCGGCCAUCAUUCCAACUUGUUGCUUGACGAGGAAUCGUCGUCAUUACGUGUCGAGGCCCUGGGACAUCGGCGCAACCGAUCGCAUCAGCUACCUGGCAAGGUGUCUGGUGAACCCCUAUAUCUUACCAAGGAAACGCUUUUGCGCCAGAGACGGAACGAGUCUGAUCCUGUCUCCAGCAAGGGCCAAUCGAUCUCCCACAGCAAUAGUGAGCCUUGUGCGAUUACUGGGCAUGAAGCCCGUGACGCUGAAUAUGCGGUUGAAAGCGCCUCCCCUGACCAAUCCACUGUUGGCCUUACCACGUCCCCUCCGUCCGCCGCGACGAUCUCUUCGUCAUCCGUUGACGACUAUACCAGCGGAAUUUCUCAAAGUACAUCGCACCCCAGCAUUCCGUCUGUUAUCUCGGGCGCAUCCUCACUUUUCGGCGAAGGUCUGCCCAAGGAAAAAGACUGCGAGCCGGCGAUCGAGGUUCCUUCCAUUCUGCGCACGGGCGAAACCGUCAAAGCACGGCGUCUAAGCCCACCGCGACCAAUUGAAGAAGACGAAUCUCGGUAUUAUUGCGAUGAUGAAGAUGACUUCGACGAUGAUUCGGAAGAUGAAGGUCUUACCAUUGGGAAAAAGAAGGCCACCACCCCCCAGAAACCGAUUCUUCGUCGCAAUCACACAUCGCAAUAG
This is a messenger RNA of Aspergillus melleus, 3615 nucleotides long. Its product is annotated as putative serine/threonine protein kinase. The coding region runs from base 1 to 3615 and encodes 1204 amino acids. Gene Ontology annotation, cellular component: cytoplasm. The record is from RefSeq and is a predicted model, not a curated record. Gene Ontology annotation, molecular function: ATP binding; protein serine/threonine kinase activity. The transcript is spliced from 2 exons. Gene Ontology annotation, biological process: intracellular signal transduction; protein phosphorylation. NCBI's taxonomy places the organism in Eukaryota, Fungi, Ascomycota, Eurotiomycetes, Eurotiales, Aspergillaceae.